Anopheles stephensi (Asian malaria mosquito) is the source of this 4309-nucleotide messenger RNA. It is a transcript of the gene superdeath, whose product is annotated as aminopeptidase N. Gene Ontology annotation, cellular component: cytoplasm. Lineage: Eukaryota; Metazoa; Arthropoda; Insecta; Diptera; Culicidae. Gene Ontology annotation, biological process: peptide catabolic process; proteolysis. The transcript is spliced from 11 exons. The record is from RefSeq and is a predicted model, not a curated record. Gene Ontology annotation, molecular function: zinc ion binding; metalloaminopeptidase activity; peptide binding. The coding region runs from base 920 to 4165 and encodes 1081 amino acids.
AGUUGCGUGCUGGCAUUCAAACCGACUGGUUCGUACGAGUUGCUCCUGGCCGUUCGUAGAGCAUAGAGCACGUUCGAAUAAACAACACGAACGACCGAAACGUGGUGUCUGUGUGCCUUUGCGCGUGUGAGCAUUACCGGGUCUAGUAAUCGCGGUCGCCUGUCUGCCCACCUAUUGACCUGUGCAGAACCGUGGAAAGACACGCACUUUCUUUAAACUCAAGCAUCAUUGCUGAAACCGAUCAAAAGUGUAGCAGAACGAGUCAAGUGAAUCAAUCCCGAUGUGCCGAAAAUAGCAAACGUGCAAAACAAAAUAAAAGCAAACCACCCAAAGCAAAACAAAAAAGCGACAGGAAUCUUCACCACGAAACGGUUUGAGAGAUACCUAUCUAACCUACCCGAUGGCACCAUAUCAGAGGUUUUUUGUGUUUCUCGUGAAUCCACGGCAGUUUCGUCGUGACAUGUUAAAUAAUUUGUUAUGCCCACAGUAAGCGAGUAAGCCGCGGUGAGCCGAUGGCAAACGGUGGUAGUCCGUACGAUUUGCUGCAUAAUAUAGCAUAAAUAAACUUUAACUCGUACAAACGUGCUGCGGCCGAUGGAAGCGUGGUGUUCGGAACGGGGCAGAAUAAAAUGUGUGAUUUAUGGGCAUUUUCAUGAGCACCGUUAAUGUUACAAAGAUUGAGCGUUAAGUUGACCUAUUGCUCUAGUGACCGUGGGUAGAAAAAGAAAACGCGCGUGGAAAAAUUGCUCGUUUGCUGCUCUGGUGAAGAUAAUCGGCGAAAGACUGUAGACUGGGAGUGAAAAUAAAACCCGACCCCAAUUUUUUUACCCAACCACCCGGCAAGAAGCGCGCCCGUAAAGUGGGGGAGUUAAGGUUCAUCAACGAACCCGGUGACAUUCGACGAACGGCGGGAGACACCAUGAACAAUAAUAGUAAAAUGCAAAUCAGGGAAUCCCUGGGGAUGGAGUUGGACGGUACCACGGUGGAGAGUAACCGGGGCUACCUAAUUACACGAAUGACCCUGCUGGCAACGGUGGCCAUUUUUUCCUGUCUGCUGCUAGGCUCCGGGCUGCUUAUCUAUCAUUUCGCAUCGUGCGAAGAACAUCACGCCUCCAGUCUCCAGCAUACAACACUCUGCGAACAUCAACAUUCGAUACCACACCACCACCAGCACCAGCAGCAUGCUCCCAUCACAGAACAGACGGCCACAACUUCGACACACAAAACGCUUAUCGAGGCGUCUGCCGGUCGGGAGUCGGAGCACGCAAACAAUUCGAGGGCCGGUGAGGAUGUUUCCAACCAUUCGGAAUCGGAAAAGAAGGUACAGAAAAAUCAGAACACCGAUGCAACAGGUGCGGCGAUAACGGAGGAGCACGGAGACGGGACGGUUGCAUCAUCGGUGCGGGAGGAUUUACGAUUGCCACGAUCGAUCGAACCUGUUGCAUAUGACAUACGGCUGAUACCGUGGCUGGUGGAGGAUAAUUUUACCUUCUUCGGUACGGUGGAAAUUCUAGUCAACGUGCUCGAGAAUUGCAACAACGUGACCCUGCACGUAGCCGCACUCAACAUUCACAGUGCCAGUGUAGAGCGUGUUCCGCUAGAGCGAAGAGUAACCGGAAAAGAAAUACAUCCGGGAGAUUCCGAUACCGAAGCUGGUAAUGAAGUUACGGUAACAGAUGACGCUGAAACGCUGGAGGAAAUGGUGGAAACCGAUCACAACAUAACAGUGGCAAGCAAGCAGUUUUAUGUCCUGGUGUUAAAGACGACACUGCGACAGGGCGAUCAAUAUAGGGUUCGGAUCACGUACGAAGGUGUCCUUAACGAUUACUUGCAAGGAUUCUACCGGAGUUCAUACACUGCAAACAAUGAAACAAGAUGGAUCGCGACGACACAGUUUCAACCGACGGACGCAAGGCGUGCCUUCCCGUGUUUCGAUGAACCAGCAUUGAAGGCACGAUUUAAUAUCAGUAUCGCCCGCACCAGGGACAUGAUAUCGCUGUCCAAUAUGCCACGGUUGCGUUCGUAUGAAGCUAGCGAGCCGGAACUGCAAGGAUACGUUUGGGACGUUUACCAACAGUCCGUCCCGAUGUCGACGUAUCUGGUGGCGUUCGUGGUAUGCGACUAUCACAACCUUACCUCGGGUAACUUUGCCGUUUGGGCUCGGGCCGAAGCCAUCGGAUCGGCACGUUAUGCACUGAGCGUUGGACCGAAGCUGCUGAAAUUCCUUGAGGACUUUUUCCACAUUGAUUACCCACUGCCGAAGGUGGACAUGAUCGCGCUGCCAGACUUUAGUGCGGGUGCAAUGGAAAACUGGGGCUUGAUAACAUACCGCGAGACGGCAAUGCUGUACGAGGAAAAUGUUUCCGCCAUCAGCAAUAAGCAGCACGUCAUUACGGUCGUUGCCCACGAGCUAGCACAUCAAUGGUUCGGCAAUCUGGUGACUCCUUCCUGGUGGACCGAUUUGUGGUUGAACGAAGGUUUCGCCAGCUACAUGGAAUAUCUCGGUGUGGACGCAGUGGAACCGGCCUGGAAGUCGAUGGAGCAGUUUGUGGUAAAUGAGCUUCACAAUGUGUUUUCACUCGAUGCGCUAUCCUCUUCGCAUCAAAUAUCGGUGGAGGUCCACAACCCGGAAGAGAUACAUGAAAUUUUCGACAAAAUAUCGUAUGGCAAGGGGGCUACCAUUAUCCGCAUGAUGGAUCAUUUUCUCACGACGGACGUGUUUAAACAAGGACUGACCAACUACCUGAACGACAAAAAAUAUCAGAGUGCUAGCCAGGACGAUCUCUGGGAAUAUCUUACCAACGAAGCACGGCGAGGUGGAAUUUUCGAUGAGCAUACAUCGGUUAAAGAGAUCAUGGACACGUGGACGUUGCAGACGGGAUUCCCCGUGGUGUUUGUCCAGCGAGAUUACGAGUCGGACAGCAUAGAGUUUCGACAGGAACGGUUCUCUUUCGGAAGUGGCACGAAUGGGUCCAAUCCUGUCCCGAUGGGUGAGCGGUUUCUGUGGUGGAUUCCAAUUACUUACACCACCCUGGGUGACAGUAAUUUCCAGCAGACUAAGCCAGCCAUCUGGAUGAAGGCGGAGGAAGUUUUGGUGAUCAACAAUCAUGACAUUCCCAGUCACGAUUGGAUGAUCGUAAAUGUACAGCAAACUGGUUACUAUCGAGUGAACUACGACGAACGCAACUGGCAGUUGAUCGUAAAGCAUCUGCAGGAUAAGAGCAAGUAUAAAACGAUUGCUGCUUCGAAUCGGGCUCAGCUGAUCGACGAUGCGCUCAAUUUGGCCCGCGCUGGCUAUCUUGACUAUGCCGUUGCCCUAAACGUUACGAGGUAUCUCGUCCACGAGACGGAUUACGUGCCAUGGAAGGCGGCUAUUGCCGCGCUCAACUACAUUGACUCGAUGCUAAUACGCACACGCAAUUAUGGACUUUUUAAGAAAUACUCGAUGGACCUGCUCGAAAACAUCUACCGGGAGGUCGGUUUUGAGGAUCAUCGGGACAGCCCACUGUUGAUGGUUUACAAGCGAAUAAGCGUGCUUAAAGCGGUAUGUCACCUAGGGCAUAAGGAUUGCGUGAAUCACUGCCUUAGGAAGUUCUACGAAUGGAUGCAUCAACCGAAUCCGGACAUCAACAAUCCAAUAUCGCCAAAUCUGAAAAGCACCGUGUACUGUACAGCGAUCAAGUAUGGCGAUGAAACGGAAUGGGACUUUGCGUGGGAACGAUUUCAGAAGGCGACGGUCGCUAGCGAAAAGGAAAUUCUGCUCUCCGCGAUGGGUUGCUCCCGCGUGCCCUGGAUACUGGCCCGUUACCUAGAGAACGCUAUGUCUGAUGAGUACGGUAUCCGCAAGCAAGACGCAUUCCGGGUGUUUAUAUCCGUGGCCGAUAACGUCAUCGGUCAGCCUAUUGCAUUCGAUUACAUGCGCAACAAUUGGCCUAAAAUGAAGAGCUACUUCGGUGCUUCGAUGUCGAAUCUGAACAUUAUUCUUAAGUACUGCACCAAGCGGUUCAACACCGAGUCGGAGCUGUUGGAACUGAAGGAGUUUGCCGAAAUUCAUUUAAAAGACAGCGGCCGCACGAUACAGCAAGCGAUCGAAUGGACGGAGUCGAACAUCGCCUGGUUAAACCGCAACGCACAGCCAAUUGUUAAUUGGUUGAAUGAAAUUUGAAGUACCCUACGUGUUUUGGCCUCGAACGAAAUUUCCAGCCCGAACGUUCGAAAAGCAAGUAACACAAUUAGUGGCAAGCAGUUUUAAUAAGCGUACUUAAGAUAAAAUAAACUGGAACGAUAUCGUCUAUUGCUUUAUUUCGGA